GCCGGGCUGCGCUGCGCGUCGCGGUCGCCGGGUCGGCGGCUGCCUCGGUGCUGCGCCUGCCCGGCGGGGCGGGCCGCGAUGCUGCGCCGGCGAUGUCCGCGGAACACGAGAAGGAGCCCGCCGCGGCGCUCAAGAGGCCCCGAGGCGGAGACGGCGGCCUGGAAGGUUUGGCGGGCGCCGGGCUGCAGCUGGGCAGCCCCGACAAGAAGAAGCGCAAGGCCAGCGCGCAGGGGGCCCCCUUCCCCGCUCCGCCCUCCGAGUACGCCCCGCCGCCCAACCCGAGCUCCGACCACCUGAUCGCCGCCAACCCCUUCGACGACAGCUACGCCGCCGCCACCGCCGCCGCCGCCCCCUACAAGCCUGCGGGGAGCCCCUACUUCCCCGGCCCCGGCUACCCCAGCUUCGGGGGCUACAACGCCUUCAGGAUGCCGCCUCACCUGCUGCCCCGAAUGGCCUCCCCGUAUGGGGCACCCGCGUACCCGCUCCGCAGCCAGCCGCACCCUUUUGCCCAGAACUCCCCGGUGGGGAUGGUUUUCAACAGGCCCCCGGCAGUGACCUUCGGGCCACCCGAGAACGCGGGCUUCGCAGGCCAGCCCUCCUAUGGCGUUGCCAGCACAAACCAGCCUGUGCCCAUGCCUGUGCCCAGCCAGCCCUUCCGUCCCAACCCGGGCGAAAACUUCGGCCACAUGCCCUCGCAGAACGCCGGCCCGGUGCCUCCCCGUGACGUCUCCAUGCAUUUCGGGCCAGGGCCCAGUCCGGCCUUCGGCAGCACCCCGGUAGAGCCCAACCACUCUUAUGCUCCCGGGCCGAACAGUUACAGCCAGGCGAAACCAUCCCCGAAACUGGCUGCGAACAAGCACCAGCCCCCGCCCCAGCAGCAGCACCACCACCCCGCUCACGGGGCAGAGGAUGUGCUGAGCUCAGGAAGUGCAGAUGUGAAAGCCGCCGGGCAUCGGAAUGUCCCAGCGGGCAACCCUGAGGGGGUCCUGCCCAAACACAUGGAAAAUCUGAACAGUGCCCAUGCAAACGGGACCCCCAAUAAGCCCCGCUUGCCCCAUGGAGGCCCCGAGGGCAGUAGUUCUGAGAAGGGGGGUGGCAGCGGUGGCAAAAUCCCGCUGCACCCUCCCCAGCACGGCCACACGUCCUCCGAGCCAGUUUACCCGUGUGGGAUUUGCACCCACGAGGUGAAUGACGAUCAGGACGCCAUCCUCUGCGAAGCAUCUUGUCAGAAGUGGUUUCACCGGAUCUGCACGGGCAUGACGGAGUCGGCGUAUGGCCUGCUCACCGCAGAGGCGUCGGCGGUGUGGGGCUGCGAUACUUGCAUGGCGGACAAGGAUGUGCAGCUGAUGCGCACCAGGGAAACAGCGGGACCACCAGCCCUGAAUGCCGAUGCGUGAGCCGCCCCCCUACUCUCCUGCGGCUGUGGUUGCGAAACUCCAUCUUCCCACACGUUUUGUUUUCCGCCCAAGUGCAUUAAGUUUUCAUCAGAAGAACUUUGGGGAGAUGCUUCCUUUGUGCCAGUGAACUUGGUUUAGACAUACGAAUGGACUGGUUCUGUGAAAUGCCACCCUUUCGCGGCUGUUCAGCCUGAGGAUGGAAUGCACUGGACGAACUGGAUGUAGCGAUAUAUUUGCAGUACCUGUUGCUGUCUCGUGAGGAGCCCACUUGUUCCUCUGCUUCUGAGCUUUCUCCAGUUGAAAAGGCAGGAGGUCCAGCCCAGGAGAAAACUGAGCAAUAGUUCUUCCAAGGUGGUUGCUGGGAAUGUCAAACUGUUUGUAUGUGAGCUGGAACUUACCUAGAAAGGGUAACAUGGUUAGUCUUUUUUAGUUCUACUGCUAUUCUUACAGUGCCUAUUUCUGAUCACGUUAGUGGAGCUUGCAGGGCCUUUGCAAUAAACAGAUUUUAGGGGAUCCUGAGGGCUUUCUCAGUACAUCUCUCUCUGUUGGCUUUGGCAGCCUGUUUCCAACAACCCCUCUUCCAGUGCCCAGCAGCACACAGGCAGGCCUCUUCCCUGAAAUGCCAGGCACGGAGCUGGGUGCUGCGGCCAUCUGCUGACCCCAGCACGUAGUAGUUGAAGCGAUGUGGAAGAUGUCCGGCUAUUUGGAGAAAAAUAUUCAGAGCCAGAAGCGCUUCUGAUUCCAGCUUGGCUUUGGGACUGUUGGGGACCAGGGCCUCGGGUGGCUCUGAGUGUGAGAUCCCAGCCGGCGUGGCCUUGGGAGACAGGGACCCAGACUGGGGGGCUACAGCCACGGUUGCAGAGUUCCGUCCUGGAGGUUAGGGUGAGGAGGGGCAGCCCUAGCAGCGGCAGCUCAAGAGGAGCAGCAGCAGCAGCAGCUUGGCCACCGUCCGUGGCAGAGGGUUGCAUUUCCCAACCUCCCUUGCAUCCCAGAGGCCAUUUUUUUUUAAACCAUCAAAAAUUGAAAGCAUUUUUAGGGAACUUGAAUUCCCACACACUUGCCUAGAAAGAGGAAGAGUUGCUGGGAAACUGGCACCCCUUUGCCCAUCCCUUUGUGUGUAAGUCGGAUGGGAACAUGGCUCACGGCUGCCUCCCUCCUCCUUGAGGGAAUGUGAGUGGCCAUCCUGGGCAGUGGGGGAGCCUCCCAUAUAGCAGCAACCAUGGCAGUGAAGCUGGGCAGAUGCUAAUCCAGAUGUGGGCAGCAGCGAGAACCUCAGGCUUUAAGAGGCAGACAUUAUUCCAAAGUGGAGGGAUACAAGUGUCACCUGCCGAGGAAGCUUUGAAUCCAAAAUUUAGUGGGGCCGCACAGUCCGGGAAUUCUAGAGUCUCCAUUGUGCAAAUGGCAAGAUGCCUUCAUAGCUGUGAAGAUCAAUGAUAAGUAAAAAAUUCCAUAGAGUGAGUCAGUGUGUUGUAGCACAUGCAUGCGCAUGUGCGCACGUGCACACACUGAGAAUUUGGCUUUUGUUUGCCUUGGAGAUAAAUCAGGAUGGACCUUUAUCUCUGGGCUGGAAACAAUUGGAGCAAAAAUAUUAAUUUGGGCAACUCAAUCCAGAUGUAAGUGGUGGAAGUCAGCCGUAGAAAUCUGGUAGGUAUCUCAAGAGGUCUUCUGCUGAUGUUGUAAUUGUUUCUAGCUUCCAUCUGCUGGAAUUUGGGGAAGGACUAGCACCCCUCCUUGUGACUGGCUCCCCCCCACUCCAGGUUCAGAUAUCUGUGUGGCUUUAAAACUCCCAUGCAGACAAGCGACUUGGCCACCCAUCUGCUGGUCCAAAGCAGAGCCUUAAAGCAGGGGUUGGGGGUGGGCUUUGCUGCUGCUGCUGCUGCAUUCUCCAGAUCUGGCUCUGAGCGGGGAGCACCACUUCCCCUCCCCCAGAUGGACACAAGCUGCUCCAGUUGGAGACGAAGGUAAACCACCUGGGAACCCCUUCCCUUUUCCCAUCUGUCUGGUGCCCUAAUUACAUGUGGAAUAACACUUCACAUUUACAAAUUGUGGGGAUGUUUGAAGACCCUAAUGUGUGUGUUUAAUUCUGAGAGGUGGUUUUUUUUUUUAAAUCAGUGACUUACAUUUUCCAUUUUAUUUUUUAAUAGAAAUUUUGCUAUCUUUCAUGCCUAAAUACGUGUACCUCUCAUUAUAUAUAAAUAGAGCUUUGCUUGCUAGUAAUGUGUAACAUUUUAUACAUACUUGGCCAUGUGUCUUUUCUGUUGUAUGUGACUUAAUUACUGUUUCAUAUUAAAACUCAUCUUUUCUUAUGUACUGCUUACGUAUACCUGUUUUGGGGAUAUCAGUUGAGUACUUUUUAUACAACCUCAAAUGUGUUCCACAUUGGUGACAUUUAUUUUUGCAGCAACUUUUAAAAGAAUAAAAAUAGGGCAUGUCUGAAAUAACACAUGCAUUAGGACUGUGAUGCGUGACAAAGUUGAUGUAUGUAAUUCAAAUUGGAAACAAGCUCCCAAACUUUGUCCAUUAUUGUUCCCUUAGUAAGAAAUGAAAUUACUAUGUAAUACAAAUGACGUCAUAUCAUGGUGCGUGUGUAAGCUACUCUCUGAAGUAUAGGAAUAACGUUUCUGUUUCUAUGUUGAGGGAUGGCGAGCUGAGCUGACCUCAUGGCAAACUAUUAAACCGUUUUUGAUGUA
Candoia aspera is the source of this 4087-nucleotide messenger RNA. It is a transcript of the gene PYGO1, whose product is annotated as pygopus family PHD finger 1. The coding region runs from base 93 to 1397 and encodes 434 amino acids. Lineage: Eukaryota; Metazoa; Chordata; Lepidosauria; Squamata; Candoiidae. The transcript is spliced from 3 exons. The record is from RefSeq and is a predicted model, not a curated record.